Messenger RNA from Meloidogyne enterolobii, 684 nucleotides. The record is from the annotation of a GenBank genome assembly. NCBI's taxonomy places the organism in Eukaryota, Metazoa, Nematoda, Chromadorea, Rhabditida, Meloidogynidae.
AUGGAUCAAGAAUAUCACGAUAAUAAAUGGAGACAAGCUGAGCAGGGAAGGAUGGCAAUGGCUCUUUAUACAAUUCAAGGAUUAGCUCAUUUGUUUCAUGUUGUGUGGCCAAUAGCUCAAAACGUACUUUAUGAAAAGAAAUGCGAUUAUGAUGAAGGUCAUGGAAUUUUUUUCAGGGAGACUCAAGAACGAAUUGAAAAGGAAAAUUGGCUUAAAUAUGCAACAAGACUAAGCCAAUCAGCAUUCGAAGAUGAACGUGGUGGUAUAGGAGGCAAUAUUGGACGUGGACAAGAUAUGAAACCAUGCAACGAUGAUUGGAUAACUUUUUAUUUGGCAAGAAACGAAGGAGAAUUUGAAUAUUCCUUGGCUGAAAUAAUGCCUCCCCGACGUCCAGCACACAUUUAUCCAACAACUCAAUAUCCAGGUAAUUAUAAUUUAUAAUGUUUAAUAGGUACUAGUUAAUUUAUCGUUAAUAAUUACCCUCUCCGAAAAUAAUUGCCCAUAACAAACAAUAAUUUCCGUAUUUUUUGAUUUAGUGCUCCACGCUGCAUUAAAGCCCAAUGUGAAAUAGAGCUACACUUUUCUGAAAUUUACCUUUACUAUAACAAAUUAUUAAUUUUAAUACUAAGUUUUCCUAUAAUUCCAUUCAAAAAGCCCCCCCUCCCACACGGUUGAGUGCCACUA